ACGUUUUGCGAGUCUUUGUGAAAAAUAUAUAUAGGAGAAUACCCCUAGCGGAUGUUCAACAUAACGACCACUCGUGUUGGGGAGCAACCCUCCGUAGCUCCCACAACAAGAGAUAUACUAGGCACGACUGAAGAAGUGACUUUUCAAUCGAUUUCGUCUAUCCGUCGCUGUAUGUCUACUCUGUCCUCGCCAUUUAGAGAGACUAGGGGGGAUACGUUAAUGGAACCCGUUGUUUUCCAGGUUAGGAAACAAGCGUCUCUCCCAAAUUUCUUACCAGAAAUUCUACAAUACCAUACUACCGAUUCUUAUUAUCGUUACUAUUUACAGCACUACCGCAAUAUGUUCCCUUCGUCCUCUUGCAGCGGCCUUGGCCAACAAGAAGUCUCCUAUGACACUACAGAGAGAAAUGUAUUAGAUCGAAGUGAAGUGCAAUAUGAAAAGAGACGAAUUAUCAAUUCAGCUAAUACUUCGGUCCAAGAUCUUUCCAAGAGUUUUGAUAAUCGACGAUUCUCCAAUCCAACAUAUGAUUACACCAACAAAGAAGGACUAAAGGACGCGCAUUUAAGUUCUGAAAUAUACCCAUUCUUUGAAGAGACUCCACCUGAGUGCGAAGUUUUUGAUGGUAGUACCUCCGUGGAGGCAAACUCUGCUACAGGCAUGACUCCCUCCCGUCGUUUGGACUUCUCCAAUAUGGAUUUAUAUUUUCCCGAUGAUCAGGAGGCAUGGGCUUGGCAGAAUAGCAGAGGUGGUCCUUUGCUUUCUUGCCAUUCCCAGACGGCACCUAAUAGAUAUUUCUUCAACCAGAGUAAUCACAGCACUGGCGCCAAGCUCUUACCCAAGUCAACCUUACCAAAUAUAUCGGGAAUCACUCACUCUAUUAGGACACCUUUAUAUUUAAAGCCACGAGGGUUUCAACCAACACAUUCUUUGACUGAGCACGAGAGGACUCUUACGGAGGGAACGCACAAUUAUUGAUGUAGCGUGAAUGUGCAACGAUAAGAAAAGAGAACCUCAACCACAGAUGAAACAUUAAUUGUCCACUUGUGAAAAGCAUAGAUAUAGAUUUCUACCGCUAUAGAUUUACAGUCAGUAAAUAAAAGAUUUAUCGAGGUUAAUUUUAAACUGAUUAGCCAAUAGAUUUAUUUUCUCUAUGCAAAAUAAAGGAGCAUAUUCAUAUUUAUGAAUAGGUAUAUCUGUGAGUUCUCCUUUA
Phytomonas sp. Hart1 is the source of this 1210-nucleotide messenger RNA. The record is from the annotation of a GenBank genome assembly. Lineage: Eukaryota; Euglenozoa; Kinetoplastea; Trypanosomatida; Trypanosomatidae.